Messenger RNA from Morone saxatilis (striped sea-bass), 372 nucleotides. RefSeq names its product SLA class II histocompatibility antigen, DQ haplotype D beta chain-like. Gene Ontology annotation, molecular function: MHC class II protein complex binding. Gene Ontology annotation, cellular component: MHC class II protein complex. The transcript is spliced from 3 exons. Gene Ontology annotation, biological process: antigen processing and presentation of exogenous peptide antigen via MHC class II; peptide antigen assembly with MHC class II protein complex; positive regulation of T cell activation. Lineage: Eukaryota; Metazoa; Chordata; Actinopteri; Moronidae. The coding region runs from base 1 to 372 and encodes 123 amino acids. The record is from RefSeq and is a predicted model, not a curated record.
AUGUCUCGUGCUCUCGGCUUCUUCACUCUCCUGUUGGCAUUUUUAAGAGCAGUCGAGCCGUCUGUUUGGCUGAGGUCAGUUGAGGCAGUGGACAGCAGACAUCCAGGCAUGCUGGUCUGCAGUGCGUACGACUUUUAUCCUCAACAGAUCCGAUUGACUUGGUUGAGGAACGGACAGGUGGAGACAUCUGAUGUGACAUCCACUGUGGAAGUAUCCAAUGGAAACUGGCUCUACCAGAUUCACUCCUAUCUGGAGUUUACACCCAGACCANNCUGUAUGGUGGAGCACGCCAGCCUCAUGGAGCCCAAGCUUUAUGACUGGGUUAUGAACCAAUCAGCGUCCUUUGAGGAACUACUGGCAGCUAUGACAUGA